AUGGCAGCGGUCGUCGAAGGGGAAGCCCAUCUUCACGACGUCUGGCCGGAAAACCACGUCAGGUCAAUGGUUGAAACCACAUCAUCCGAAGACGAGCUGCUCUGCUCCGCCUCGACGAUGGAAGAAGCGGAAGAAGCCGCUACGUGGCUCAUCGACGUCGGAUUGGGCAACAUUGUCGACAACCUGAUGGAAAACAAUCAAUUAGUGACGGAAGCCAGCCUGGCCAACGCCGUCAUCGAGGACAAUUUGACAACCAAUCAAUACCAAACCAUCCGCAAAAGAGUGGAGACCCUCCGAGUCACUUUAAAAGGACGUAAAACUCGAGCGGGAGCCGGCCAACAGAGACCCGAUUGCCGGGACAUUUUCCGUGAUCCGGAGGCCAGUCACAGCGGCGGAUCGAGUGGCCGUUCGCGAUCAGCCACCCCUGACUCUUUGGACUCGGACUCGAUGAAACACUCGACGGAGAAUUUAGUGGCAAGUGUAGGAGGAGGAGGACGACUUACCAUCAGUCCGGCCAUCUCACCUAAAACUUGGUCACGCUCCGGCAGCCAGGAAGAUGGCGAGCUUUUAUCCAGUCUCUUUCAAAGCAGCUGUCUGGAUGAAGAUGAUGCGGCGACUAUUUCCAGCAACAACAACAAAAUCUUUCACCUGGAUUCGUUUCUUCCGAUACCCAACACCCACAGAUCAGAGGCUAGGAGGCGGAGUAGUUUCAAUCAAAUCGACGGGAUUAAACAGCAGUCGUUCAAACCGUCCCGCCCGGGAUUUUUCAGUCCAGCGGCCGAAGGUCACGUAGCCGCUGUCGAUAGACAAGGAAUCGAAAUUGUCAAGUUCAAACUGGUCGGAACCCUCUCGUCGGCUUCGGCCUACAGUCAAAGGAGACACAGCGAUCAAUAUGGGGACGUAACACAAUUGAUUCCGGUGACGCAACAGCCAAAAAUUUCUUUAGAGGAGGGACUCACCCAUGCGCAAAAGAGAAAAUUACGUCAACUGGCUCUACUGGAACUGACCGCUUUGUUUGACAAAUACGGGCUGCCCAUGAGGAAACGCAGUCGGCUGCGAGUCCGAAAUUUCACCCAGUCGAGUAGAGAAAGGAACGUCUUUGGCAUACCCCUAAAGAAAUUAGUGGAAAAGGAUCAGGCCAGAACGCCAAUCAUUUUCACAAUGUUGGUUGAAGAGUUGAGGAACCACCGUUUGGAUGAAGAGGGUUUGCUAAGAGUGCCUGGCAACAAACAAAAGAUGUUGGUCAUGCAGAAUGUCAUCGAAAAUCAGUGGAAGAACAACCAUGUAGAUAUCAAAGGGAUGCAAAUAGUCACCCAUAUUUUGAAAAGUUCUGGGUCACACGAAAUUGCUUGCCUGCUGAAAACAUAUUUGAGGCAAUUACCUGAAUCACUCUUUACCCAAGAUUGCUUGGACUUGUUUGCUCAAGUUGGAGAUAUUACCAAUUUUGAUGAUCAAAUAUGGGCUUUGAACCUGCUGAUUGUCCAGCUGCCCGACGUAAAUUGCCAGACCCUUCGACUUUUGCUCAGAUUUCUCAAGGACGUCGUGGAUCACCAAACUCAAAACCGAAUGACAGUUAGCAAUGUGGCCACAGUGAUGGGCCCCAACCUUUUCCCACCCCGAAUAAGCAAAGCAAGUACCAAAACCAACAUGGAAUCGCUAACAGACGGGAUGGCCUAUGCCUCGAAAACCAACCGCAUAACCGAGAUUCUCGUGACCCACCAGGACGAACUCUUCUCCAUUCCGCCGGAAAUGCUGUUGCAAUUAUCUCGUAUCAAAGUCAAAUAGCUUAUUAUAUAUUUCGAUGUUCUAUGAAAGAGUUGCAACAAUUCGUGCAAUAUAACACGUACCCACUUGAACUGUUUAUAAAUGACCAUUGAAAAUUCAGAGACGUGUCCGUGUCCGUGCUGUGGAUUCUGCUGAAUAUUAUUGAAUUUGUUUGUAAAUAAUAUUAAAAACUAAUUCUUUGAAAUUAAUUUUCCGUGUAAAGUUGUGUGUGUUUGCAUCAUUGUGCAUAACUUGUUACAAAAAUAGAACAAAAGUCAACUUA
Daphnia pulicaria is the source of this 2047-nucleotide messenger RNA. Its product is annotated as rho GTPase-activating protein conundrum-like. The coding region runs from base 1 to 1785 and encodes 594 amino acids. The transcript is spliced from 8 exons. Gene Ontology annotation, biological process: regulation of small GTPase mediated signal transduction; regulation of actin filament polymerization; signal transduction. Gene Ontology annotation, molecular function: GTPase activator activity. Gene Ontology annotation, cellular component: cytoplasm. The record is from RefSeq and is a predicted model, not a curated record. Lineage: Eukaryota; Metazoa; Arthropoda; Branchiopoda; Diplostraca; Daphniidae.